Glarea lozoyensis ATCC 20868 is the source of this 1377-nucleotide messenger RNA. RefSeq lists its product as uncharacterized. The transcript has a single exon. The coding region runs from base 1 to 1377 and encodes 458 amino acids. The record is from RefSeq and is a predicted model, not a curated record. Lineage: Eukaryota; Fungi; Ascomycota; Leotiomycetes; Helotiales; Helotiaceae.
AUGGCUACACAAAACUUGAGAGUAAACAUCGGAUGGUUUGCACCGGGAGCCAUAUUAAAGGAUCUAUAUAAUAGAAGCGUUGCAUGCUUUUGGGCGGACGUAAAAUCUGAUGAAUUGGGAGCCGGAUCUCCCCAACGAGAAAGUUAUGUCGCCGAUACCGAGGGAGAGGCAAGUGGCUCAAAUAUUCUAAGCUCGAAUAAUGUGGCAAGUGAAGUUCUGGACACAGAACAAAGACUAAGAUUGACAGAGGAGUGUGAAUCCGAGCUCAAGAAAGUACUACGGUGCGAAAAGAAGAUUUCAACUUACGAAGCUAUGAUCAGAUUUAUCGAGACAGAAAUCAUCGAGAUCCAAGAUACGUGCAAUAGUGUCAACGAGCAACUCCAGACUGGAGAUUUCGACGAUAGAGCUGAGAGAUUAGAAGUACUAGAUGUAGGCAGAAUUAUGAUCGGCGAUCGAAGAGCCCAGCAUUCCGAGUUGACUCAGAAACUCAUCCAUGCGACCCAAGAACGAUCCCUACCAGGUACCCUCUUUUGGCUCAACCUAGAAGAAACACUCGUCCGGUAUAAUCUCAUUGAUGAAACCCAUAUCGAAGAAUCUUUGCAGGCAUUCGUAGACCAUGAUGAAAACCCAGCUCCUUCCCCCAACCAGGAGGACCCGGAACUAUACCAAGAGAACCAAGAAUUCUCAGAUCAAUCCGAAUUACAAGCUGAUCAGGUCAUGGAAGAGGAAACACGCCGACUUUCCGCAUCAACAGACUUAGAAAUGGCAGUCGACGAGGUCCCAGAUGUUGGAGCACGUCAAAAUGCAUGGGAAAGAUUGCAUUUGGCCCAAGGCGGAUAUGAUGAAGCCCGUGAGAAGUUCGACGACUGGCCACAAUAUUACCAUCAUCAGUAUGUAGGAUACCAAGCUGGCUAUGACAGAGGUGCCAUUAGCACAACCAAAACGGAAUUCGACAACAUCCUUUUUAUCCGAGAGAGACAGGCCGGUCUUGAGCUUAUUGAGGCUGAAAAGCAACUUCAAGAAGCCCGUAAAGACAUAAAGUCAUUAGGACUUGACCCAGAAAGUGGGUUUGUGGAGUCUUUCUACGACGAAGAUGAAGCCGCUCUGGAGUUUGACCCAGACUGUGUUGAUCGUUCAAAGAUCGAAAAGUGGUUGAGUGGAAACCCUCCACAUGAUUCCAUUGACGAUGAGAUGUGGUUGCCACAUCCAGAGAAGCAGGGCGACUGGGCAGAUGAUGCUUGCAGUCUCGCAUUUGGGGAAAGCGUGAGCGUCGUUGCUGAAGGCCCGGAAAGAGUGGAGAUUGAUGAAUGGAAAGUAGAAUGCGCGAGGGUUUAUCGAGAAAGUCAGAGGAUUUAUCGAGAAAGCCUCACUGCCUAG